Chaetura pelagica (chimney swift) is the source of this 964-nucleotide messenger RNA. It is a transcript of the gene FHL5, whose product is annotated as four and a half LIM domains 5. The transcript has 6 exons. Lineage: Eukaryota; Metazoa; Chordata; Aves; Apodiformes; Apodidae. The coding region runs from base 39 to 881 and encodes 280 amino acids. Gene Ontology annotation, cellular component: nucleus; Z disc. Gene Ontology annotation, biological process: positive regulation of transcription by RNA polymerase II. The record is from RefSeq and is a predicted model, not a curated record. Gene Ontology annotation, molecular function: transcription coactivator activity.
CCAAGAGAAGCAGCUUAAAACCAAAUAACCCUGCCAGAAUGACCAGCAGUCACACAGACUGUCAGUACUGCCUGCAGUCCCUUCGGGGAAGGAAAUAUGCAUUAAGAGAAGAAAAUGCUUAUUGUGUUGCAUGCUAUGACAGCCUGUUUGCCAACUCCUGUGAAGAAUGCAAGCAACCUAUUGAGUGUGAUUCCAAGGAUUUGGCCUACAAAGGCCGCCACUGGCAUGAGAGGUGCUUCAAGUGUGCCAAAUGCAGUCGCUCACUGGUGGAGAAACCGUUUGCUGCCAAGGACGAGCUCUUGCUGUGUACUGAGUGCUACUCUGAUGAGUAUUCAUCUAAGUGUUUUCACUGCCAGAAGACCAUUAUGCCUGGUUCCCGUAAAAUGGAAUUUAAGGGAAGUUCCUGGCACGAAUCUUGUUUUGUUUGCCAGAAUUGCCGGCGGCCUUUGGGAACACAACCACUGAUCACCAAAGAUAAGGAGAACUACUGUGUACCCUGUUUUGAGAAGCACUUUGCUCACCAUUGCUACUCUUGCAAAAAGGUAAUCACUUCUGGGGGAGUGACCUACCAUGACCAGCCUUGGCAUAAAGAAUGCUUUGUGUGUGCUGGGUGUAAAACCCUGCUGACUGGACAAAGGUUUAUUUCCAAAGAUGAUUAUCCAUACUGUGUAGACUGUUUCAGCAAAUCCUAUGCUAAGAGGUGUGCUGCUUGCAAGAACCCUAUUACAGCUCUUGGAGGUGCUAAAUUUAUCUCAUUUGAAGAGCGCCAGUGGCACGGGGAAUGCUUUAACUGCAUGAAAUGCUCUGCCUCGUUGGUGGGCCAGGGAUUCCUCACUGAGCAGGAUGGUGUCCUUUGUCAGGAAUGUGGCUCUGCUUCCUAGUUCUGUGUAGAGCUCUACAGCUGCAUUACUCUCCAUCUGUAACAUCUACUUCAUUAAGCUUCAGUAAGAAAUAUCAUAUAAAA